CACGGCACCCACAAACCCUACCUAUAAACCAAAUUCGCAAUUCUUUCUUCUCGACACUUCCCUUCCUAUUCUAAUUUGUAGAACAAUUUUUUCGAAUUAGGGUUACAUCUUCUCUUCAAUUCAUCAUGGACGCGCAGAGAGCUUUGCUCGACGAACUCAUGGGUACAGCGCGCAACUUGACGGAAGAAGAGAGAAAGGGGUACAAGGAAGUUACUUGGGACGACAAGGAAGUGUGUGGGUUCUACAUGGUGCGCUUUUGCCCUCACGAUCUCUUCGUCAACACGCGCAGUGAUCUCGGUGCUUGCCCAAGAAUUCACGACCCAAAAUUGAAAGAAAGUUUUGAGAAAUCUCCAAGACAUGAUGCAUAUGUACCCAAAUUUGAAGCCGAACUUGCUCAAUUUUGUGAGAAAUUGGUGAUGGACUUAGAUAGAAGAGUAAGACGGGGACGAGAGCGCCUUGCUCAAGAGGUGGAGCCAGCACCACCCCCACCUCUGACAGCUGAAAAAUCUGAGCAGUUAUCUGUUGUGGAGGAGAAAAUAAAGAACCUUCUUGAACAAGUUGAAUCUCUUGGCGAAGCUGGGAAAGUUGAUGAAGCUGAAGCUCUUAUGAGGAAGGUGGAGACACUUAAUGCUGAGAAGACAGCUUUAACACAACCUCAAAAUGAUAAGGUGUUGAUGCUUGGUCAGGAGAAGAAGAUGGCACUAUGUGAAAUUUGUGGUUCUUUUCUUGUGGCAAAUGAUGCUGCUGAAAGGACACAGUCACAUGUCACAGGGAAGCAGCAUGUUGGUUAUGGCAUGGUUCGUGACUUCAUAACUGAGUAUAAGGCUGCUAAGGACAAAGCUAAUGAUGAGGAAAAGUUAGCCAGGGAAAAAGAGGCCGAAGAGCGGAGGAAACAGAGGGAGAAGGAGUAUGAGAGGAGGAGACGGAGUGAUUCAAGUGAUAGGGAUAGGCACCGUGAUAAAGAUCACAAUAGGGAGCGGGACAGAUAUAGGGACAGAGACUCAGAGCGUGAAAGGUCUCGGGAGAAUGAUGCUAGAGGCUACCGAGAUGGGGGAAGGGGAUUAGAUUAUAGGUUGAGGAAUGGACGAAAUGGAGGUAGAGACCGGUACCGUGAUAGGAGCAGAUCACGUUCUCCUGGUAAGCAUAGCUACAGAAGAUCUUCUUGAAGUCCAAUUUGCUCAAAUUAGAGGAAUUUCUUGAUAGAUAUCAGAAUUUGAAUUUACAAGAGGUAGUCUUUAAUAUCCCAAGACUUACAUGAAUAUGUGCUUUUGGAGUCUUGAGUUUUUUUCUUUUUUUGUCAUCAUCAAGGGUGAAUUUACACUUUUCCCAUCUCAGAGCUUUGUUGAGAGUGUACAAUCUCCGUUUCAUCAAAUAUAAUUAAUGGAGAAAAGGGUUGAGGUAGGUAUUUCACUGUUGUAACUUCUCUUACAAUUUGUUUUGCACCUUGAUUUAAGUUAUUUAUGAUGAUUCAUCUCUGAAGCAUUGUGUGUAGUCUUUCUUUUCUCUCAUUUCUGGGAAUCAAUUGAUUGACUUAAGAUGUCAGACACAAAAUUUCAUGAAUGAAUGUCAUUGCUGCCGAGGGGGAUGGUUUUCUCUUGUAUUGAGGUAACUUGUGAAUCUUAUACCUUGCGACAAAUAUAUUGAUAUUUGUUCAGCAUAGAAAUGUUUGUUUUCUUUCCCCAUUCCUUUUUCUGUUUCAUUACCGUUGUUUCUUAAGUUGAUAUAAACCAACACAGGUUUAAAAAAUGCUGCUUAUUCUGACAUGAAAUUUGACAUUGAACUACAUUCCGAAGGCACGGGUAUAGAAGAUAUAGGUAACCUUACUGAAUCUGUUGUUAGUUAUCUCCCAAAUCCAUGGUAUCAUAGCAUUAUUUAUUAUAUAUUUGGUGUGUGAUAUCAUCCGAUAACAUCAUAUUCUGGAUGGAAAAUUAAAUUUUAUUCCAUAGUUUCCUGAUGUCAUUCUUUAUAUGGGGUUCCGGUGCGAAAAAGAUUACUAGUUCAUGUAGUCCAGUAUAAGUAGACGGUUAUUUCACCCAUUUGGCAACUGGUUUGGAAUGGUAAAUAAUUACAGGAAGGCAAAUCAUCCUCUGUAAAAGUAACGAUUUACAGAGUGUUCGAAUAGAAAAUGAAAUGACCAUAUACAGGGAUUUUGUUGUCUUUGCUUUUCGCAUGAAAAACUUUCGAUGAUGUGGAAUGCAGAAUCUCUCCUUUCAUGAACAAACGUUCUUCCUUUGUUCUCUGGGUGAUUGGAGGUAAAUUGUCUCUCAUAUCUGGGUCAGAGCGUUUAAUUUGGUGUUCAGGAACUAAAGUUUCCUUGUGAUCUUUGAUAGCUAUAUACGUGCAGGAAAAUAACCCUGGCCUCUUGUUAUAAAACCGAGGUAAAAUGCAAAUUAAGCUCUAAUUAUUUUUUUUUUCUCUUUAUAUGUGGAGAAAGGGAUAUGCUUUUUAUUAUUCAAAAUAGCAGCCCAAUCCUUGAUGAACCUAGGACUUGAGUCAAUACACUUCAGACUUGCGAUCUUAAAGUUUGCAAAAAUUCAAGGAAAUAAAAUUAGCGAUUUUUUGGAGCAAUAA
This is a messenger RNA of Vigna radiata var. radiata (mung bean), 2571 nucleotides long. Its product is annotated as luc7-like protein 3. Gene Ontology annotation, cellular component: U1 snRNP; U2-type prespliceosome. The transcript has 7 exons. Gene Ontology annotation, molecular function: mRNA binding. Gene Ontology annotation, biological process: mRNA splice site recognition. Lineage: Eukaryota; Viridiplantae; Streptophyta; Magnoliopsida; Fabales; Fabaceae. The coding region runs from base 126 to 1166 and encodes 346 amino acids. The record is from RefSeq and is a predicted model, not a curated record.